AUUCUACACUUUUACGAAAAGGGUACACAUUGGCGUUCGUUUUGACGGAAAUGACGUAGACGCCGCUGUUCGUUUUGCAAGUGCAUCUACCCCGAGUGUACACUUUCUCUGCACUUUCCACCCUCGAUCCCGAGCGAGGGCAAGAAGUGUAACCCGCGAUCACAUUCACGCAGUUCUGCACAGUUCGGUCCGGUUCAGUCGAGUCAAGUCGUAUCAAGUCGUGUUCUGUCCGGUUGUGUGUCGUGUCGUUCGUGUCGUUUGCUCCAGUCUGCUAGGAGUAAUGUUUAUUUUUUGUGCAUCAAAUUUUGCGUAAACUACUCCUUGAUAUUGAUAAUGAUUUCCGAGAGAGAUUACGCUCCUCUCAGUGCGGCUUGCGUGCGUUCACUUAAUGACAAAAUGUACGAGAAAAGAAAAGCCGCUGCUUUAGAAAUUGAAAAAAUGGUGAAAGAAUUCGCUACCCAUAAUAAUACGGCGCAGAUUAAAAGACUGCUGAAAGUUCUUGGUCAAGACUUUGCCAUGUCUCAGAAUCCUCAUACUCGUAAAGGUGGUCUCAUAGGACUGGCUGCGAUAGCUAUUGCUUUGGGAAAGGACACCGGACAAUAUACCGAAGACCUUAUACAUCCGAUUCUUGCUUGCUUUUGUGACUCGGAUCUUCGAGUGCGAUACUCUGCGUGCGAGAGUCUUUACAAUGUCGUGAAAGUAGCAAGAGGUGCCGUGCUCCCUCAAUUUACGGACAUCUUCGGUGCUCUGAGCAAAUUGGCCUGCGAUUCGGAGCAAAGUGUCAAGAACGGUACCGAACUUCUCGAUCGCCUAAUGAAAGAUAUCGUUACAGAAAGCGGGAUGUUUGAUUUAGUUGGAUUUAUGCCACUCCUUCGGGAACGUAUUUAUACAAAGAAUCAAUUUGGGAGACAGUUUGUGAUAGCAUGGGUGUCCGUAUUGGGUUCCGUGCCAGAUAUGGAUUUUAUUACAUUUUUACCCGAGAUUUUAGAUGGUCUCUUUAGAAUCCUGGAAGAUCCAACUCCGGAGAUAAAGAAGGUUACGGAUACCGUGUUGGGCGAGUUUUUACGCAACAUUAAAUCCAAUCCCACAAGGGUAGAUUUCCCUGGGAUGAUAAAUAUUCUCAUUACACAUGCCCAAAAUACCGACGAACUGUUGCAACUUACGGCGAUAACAUGGAUCAAGGAAUUUGUUCAUCUUUCCGGACCACUCAUGUUACCUUAUACUUCCGGAAUCUUUACCGCAGUGUUACCUUGUCUAGCUUACGAUAGCGACAGUAGAAAAAAUAUCAAAGAGACGGCUACUCAAGUAAAUGGUAGUCUAAUGAAGCUCAUUACCAUGGAAAGCUCCGAGAUGUCCGAUAAAGUUCAAACGUCAGUUGUAGAAAAUGUUGAUAGUAAUGGACAAAAAGCAGUACAGUCAAAGUGUCCACUGGCGGAAAAGUUGGAUCUGCCGAGUGUAGUAGAAGUCCUUACGAAGCAUUUAAUGCACACGUCUGUGCAGACCAAAGUAGCCGUUUUAAAGUGGAUUCACCAUUUAUUCACAAGCAUUCCUUACAAAAUGUUCCACCACAUAGACGACCUGUUUCCAGUCCUGAUGCGUACUCUGAGCGACAGCUCCGAUGACGUGGUCCAACAGAAUCUUGUUGUCAUGGCUGAAAUCAUUAAUUCCAAGUCUUCGGAGACCACGGUGGAAGAAACGAGUACAGCACGGAAGAAUAAGUACUACACAAAGUUCAUCGUUAAUUUAUUAAGGCUGUUUUCCACCGAUAGACAUCUGUUGGAAGAAAGAGGUGCAUUUAUUAUACGAGAACUGUGCGUACUUCUAAGCGCCGAAGACAUUUACAAAAUAUUAGCUGAAAUUUUGCUCGAGGAACAAAAUUUGAGGUUCGCUUGCAUAAUGGUGCAGACACUGAACGUUAUCUUACUUACAAGUUCGGAACUGUUCGAUCUGCGAAACAAGUUAAAGGAUCUGGAUUCCGAGGUAAAGACCCAAUGCAACUACAAGACCGACCGGUAUGGAAAGCUGCGAAUUGUUCGUGUCACUUUACUUAUCGUGGAGUCACAAUCCCGUGGCGACCGUAGCUCUGUGUUUUUUGACUCAGAACUAUGCACACGCUUGCGACCUCGUAAAGUCCUUUGGAAAUAUGGAGGUAAGCGUAGAAUUCCUCAUAGAGAUCGACAAGUUGGUCCAACUCAUCGAAUCGCCGAUAUUCACAUACUUAAGGUUGGAACUCCUGGAAAGAGAACGGAACGAGGCCCUCGUGCGCGCUCUUUACGGUGUCUUGAUGAUCCUCCCUCAGAGCGAAGCAUUCGGGACAUUGCACCGACGCCUGGCCGCGAUACCUCCACCUACCGCGAGCGCCUCCGCUACGACGAAAACCGAUUCACCCGUCUCUCCGAAGCACUGCAACGUGGACUUUGAAAAGCUUCUGCAACACUUCAAUGCCGUUCAGGAGAAGCACAAGGAGCAGAAACAUAAGCAGAGGCUAACGUCUCUGAUCGAUCGGGAAGCGAGUCACCUGGACGUCUGACCCGGACGUCCCCCAGCAA
This is a messenger RNA of Orussus abietinus, 2549 nucleotides long. RefSeq names its product protein VAC14 homolog. Bases 334 to 2421 code for a protein of 695 amino acids. The record is from RefSeq and is a predicted model, not a curated record. NCBI's taxonomy places the organism in Eukaryota, Metazoa, Arthropoda, Insecta, Hymenoptera, Orussidae. Gene Ontology annotation, cellular component: endosome membrane; PAS complex. The transcript has 7 exons. Gene Ontology annotation, biological process: positive regulation of kinase activity; phosphatidylinositol biosynthetic process.